CAAAUAUGUAUUGUGUCAAACACUCAAACACAAGAAAUAUGCCGUUUACACACACAGAGAGGGCUCGGUCAAUACAAGCAAAAUAUAAGUAAAAUUCGACGUAAAUUUCCGAGUUUUGGUCUUCUACUCUGUAAAUUUGCCAUUUCAUUUUUUUUCCUCUUUCAAUAAAUUGCGGGGGUGAAGACAGGUGUCAAACAAAAAUGAAUUCCAUUUUUCAAACAAGUUGUGCACUGCAACCAGUUAAUGUAAUCGGUCAUUGGUCCAAACACUCAUGAAAGCAAAUAAAAAAUUCCGAUUUGAUGAUCAUAGAUUCCGAAUUUCUAAGGCAUGCUUGCCCAAAGUUCACAUUCCUCGGAUCAACCAAACCACAGAAAUAUUUCGGAAUUUUUCGUGAAAAGUCACGUGAAAUCCAGCGACUUUUUUGCAAAGUGUUCCUUUCACCAUUUCUCAAAAAAUGAACUCUACAGCGAACUCGGGACUGCAAACUGUUGUCCGUGGAGAAGGGUAUUUGCUGGCCCAUUUGUUCUUCGUGGUUCCAGUCAUUGUGCUCCAGGUUCAGUACAUCAUGAGUGUUAUCCGGCGGAGAAGACUGAAGAAGCAAUUCCGAGCGGUUAUCAGGAAUAAUGAUCGAUCUCCAGCCAAUCCAGAUGGCAUUAGUGAUAAAUCUGAUUAAUUUUUGUUUUUUUUUUCCGAUAAAUUAUUUUUUAAUUUG
Molecule: messenger RNA, 712 nt
Organism: Caenorhabditis elegans
Lineage: Eukaryota; Metazoa; Nematoda; Chromadorea; Rhabditida; Rhabditidae
Gene: Y45F10D.16
Exons: 2
Coding region: 455-673 (72 amino acids)
Source: RefSeq, marked reviewed